Messenger RNA from Mercenaria mercenaria, 2553 nucleotides. RefSeq names its product organic cation transporter protein-like. Gene Ontology annotation, cellular component: membrane. Bases 213 to 1754 code for a protein of 513 amino acids. The record is from RefSeq and is a predicted model, not a curated record. The transcript has 9 exons. Lineage: Eukaryota; Metazoa; Mollusca; Bivalvia; Venerida; Veneridae. Gene Ontology annotation, molecular function: transmembrane transporter activity. Gene Ontology annotation, biological process: transmembrane transport.
UGUGUCUUGUAUAUAUAUCAUUAUAGGAUACAUGUGCCUCAUGAAAUUGGGUUAUUUCAAUUAAAGUUUUUAUAAGUUAACGACUUUUGGAAUAUGUUAUUUGCAUUCUGACAGUAUUAGAAGAAUAUAUUAUAUAAACUCCUCGCCUUUGUCACCUUAUAUUUUAGACAACUGCAUUCACUAGGGAUCAACAACUUCGUGAUUUGUAUAAGAUGGAGAGUAAAACAAGUCCAGACCAAAUUAUACAUGAACUUGGAGGCUGUGGACGCUACCAGAUCCGCAUGAAUGUUAUUGUCCACCUGAUCAAAACAAUUGUCUGUUGGAGUGCAAGUUCCAUGGUCAUUAUAUCAGCAACGCCUAACUGGUGGUGUGAAGAUGACGUUGUUUUGAACGAAUUAAAUAUGACAGCAUGCAGUUCUAUAGAAAACGGAAGUGAGGUCAUAAUGUGUCCAUUGAAGUCAUGUUUUGCAGUUAACGAUACCAAAUGUUCAGAUUUUGCUUUCGCUUCUGGAAUGAACACGAUCGUCAGUGAGUUUGAACUGGUUUGUGGUAAGGCUUAUAUUCCCAGUACAGUGAUGUCUCUACAGGUAGCUGGACAACUCGUUGGAAAUAUUAUAGCGGGACAAAUUGCGGACUUAAUAGGUCGAAAAUAUCCUUUAUUCGCAUCAAUUGCGAUUAUCCUAGUCUUUAAUCUGAUUGGUUACUUUGCCACUAACUGGAUAAUAUUUAGCAUUGCAAGGUUUUUCAUUGGCUUUGGGUCAGGCUUUUUCCUGUCAACGCAGUACAGCCUCCUAUCGGAAUUUUCCCUGGCGAAGUGGCGAGUAUGGAUAAUAGGGUUUCCGUCGUGGCCUAUUGAAGCGUGUCUUUUUGCCCUGUGUGCAUGGCUUGUUCCAGACUGGAGAUAUAUACACCUGAUUAUUGCCAUAAUGUGUGUGCCGUGUCUUUUAGCUUGGUGUGUGAUUCCGGAAAGCUUCCGUUGGUUUAUUGCUCAUGACAAACCAGACAAAGCUGAAGAGAUCAUUAAACAAGUAGCAGCAUAUAACAAACGUGAGCUAACUGAUAUUGCACACCAUCUGGAAAAGCCGAAAGACACAAAGGAUAGAAAAUAUACAUUUGUUGACUUGCUCAAAUCACGGAAGUUGAUUAUAAUCACUCUGCUGUCCGCGUUAAACUGGACAGGUCUAGGCCUUGUGUCAUAUGGCAUUGGUUUUGGUGUGCAAGCACUGUCUGGAAACCUUUAUUUUAACUUCUUUCUCUUUUCUCUAGUCGGCAUUCCGUCGAAAGCAAUCGCUCUUUGGCUACAAAAUAGGUUUGGUCGGAGAGGCACAAUAAUUAUGUGUUACUUUUGUGUAGCUAUUGGUGGAUUUGUUGUCGGUAUAGUACAAACAAUUGACGCACCAAACAAGGAUGCAUUAACCAAUGCGUUUGCCCUUGUGGCAAAUAUUGGUGUAAGUACAGCUUGGGGACCAGUACAGACGAUGACAAUUGAGGUUUAUCCGACUGUUGUCAGGACAAUCGGUUUUGGCAGUUUAAGUGUAAUGGCGAGAGUCGGUGCAAUGAUCGGACCUCAGUUAGUCUAUUUGAAUAUGUACGUUGCUGGGCUGCUAUAUUAUGUGUGUGGUGCUGUGGCUGUGCUGUGUAUAAUUGGAAGCCUAGGACUGCCAGAAACCAUGAAUUCAAAUCUAAAUGAUAAAAUAACAGAAGAAAACAAAAAUCUUACUUCUGAGGUUAACCAUAAAAAUGUUGUUGUGUAAUAGAAACACGCAUUAGCAUUUAUUUGCUUUUAAUUACGUUCAUGUAGGCAGGGAUAUUAACUGUUAAGUAUUUUCAUUUAGGCAGGGAUAUUUUGCAUUGUAACUGUGGUUGAAGUUUCAUAUUUUCUUUUUCUAUACUGUAACAAAGAUUCUGAGAAAAAAUGUAAUUAGAAUUGUUUACACAACUUAUCAAUGACAUAUUUUGUGAUUUUUGGAGAAGAAAAAUUUCAUUCAAUGUUAAUUGAAAAUAUAUUUAUAUGCAAUAAAGGGAAUAUACAAAAUGUAUUUAUUUGACUAUUCAACGCUGUGUUUGAAAUAUUAAUAGUUUUAAGGUAAACUACGAUGUAAGUGCUGAAAAUUUAUAAUGAAAUCAUUUUUUUAUUUCAAAUACGGUAUAACGGUUAUGUUCGUCAUAUUUGUUAUGGUCAUUGGCAAAACUGUAUGCAGCAGAAAAAGAUGUGCGACUGAUGUAGUACAUUAAUCGAGCUGAUCUAUUUCAUCUGUAAGAACGAAAUUCAUAUACUGUAUAGAAAUGAAAGAACCAUCUUCGUAUUGGAUAAUACGUAUUUAUAUAUAAAUGGUAAAAUAAGAUCUAAAUUCACAUUCAUAAAAUGUUAUUGCACAUGUUAUUGUCAUGAUAUUCAUGAAAAACACCAAUAAUAAUAGUAGUAAUGCAGUCGUGGGCAGAACCAAACAAGGAUGACACGUGUUAAGGUAUGACCCACCUAAUGGUGAAUAUUUCAAAUGUUCAAAACAAUGUUUCAGCGAUAUACUGUAUUCAGUGAGAGACUUGUAUGCA